Molecule: messenger RNA, 426 nt
Organism: Penicillium expansum
Lineage: Eukaryota; Fungi; Ascomycota; Eurotiomycetes; Eurotiales; Aspergillaceae
Exons: 1
Coding region: 1-426 (141 amino acids)
Source: RefSeq, a predicted model, not a curated record
AUGCAGGAGGCGCUGGGUUCUAGUCAGCUACAGAGGACAAUGGGAAUGAAUGGACAACUCCCGGAGACCGCAAUGCAACAACAACAACAACGGCAGCAACAGCGGACCCAACUGCUCCCUAGCUAUAGCGGAAUACCUACGGUGGACGAACUUGCUACGCUUUCACCCCAUGAUUUUGACCACGUCUCUCGACUGGCAGAGGAGAUGAUGAAAAAAUUGAGCCCAGAAGAUACGGAGAAAAUUAAUUUCAACCUGUCAGAUAUGACACCCGAAAAGCGCCUGUACCUAGCCCAGAAGAACCUCGAACCAAUGACUUAUUUCUUCCGGUCACAGGCGCUCAACCAGAUCAGACGAUUUCGUCUCGCUCGUCUGCAAACGAGCAACUCUUCCGACGAUAAAAUCGGUUAUGCGAGCGAUCUGCCUUGA